This is a messenger RNA of Cannabis sativa, 4000 nucleotides long. RefSeq lists its product as uncharacterized. Bases 2820 to 3830 code for a protein of 336 amino acids. NCBI's taxonomy places the organism in Eukaryota, Viridiplantae, Streptophyta, Magnoliopsida, Rosales, Cannabaceae. The transcript has 3 exons. The record is from RefSeq and is a predicted model, not a curated record.
AUUUUGGGACGAGGGGGACGACAUUGCGCCUUAUACAACUUGGAGGUUGCAUUGAUCGGGAUAUAUUCAAGGUAUUGCUUCUUUCUUUCCAUUUUUUUAUUUUACAGAUUUUAGGGUUUUUUUUUUCCAUUUUGAUUUAUGUGUUUAUUGAAGUUUUUUUGGUUGUUCAUGGAGCUUCAUUUUUUCUUUUUUUAUUGUGCUCUUUACUGAUUACCAUUUUAGUUUUUUUAGUUUUUAGUUGAUCUUCUUUUUUAAAAAAUGAUAAAAUCGAAGUGAAUAGUGUUUGUUGUUGUGUUAUUUUUUGAAAUUUUGAUUUUGAAAUUUUGUUGGUUUCUUUUUCAGUUUAAGCCGACAUUAUGGGUUAUUUUGAAAAUGGGUUUCUGUGUUUUGAUCAUUAUGAGCAUGUCCAGUGACUUUGAUCCUUUGGUAACCAGAGGGAACCUUCAAAUCUUUAACAAGCACUGCUUAUAAAAGCAAGUUAGAACCCAAACAUGUUUAUCAAACUCUGGUUAUGAGUGUAGUGUAUGAGUAUAGUGUAAUUUAGUGUUAUACUAAUUUACAUUAUUAAGAAUAAUAUUGCAUUAAUGUUGUGGUAUCUAUUCUCUUUCCUUAGACAUCUUUAAAAUUUGCCUUUUAUUUGGUGAAAUGAUUGAUGUUUUAAUAUUUGGUCAACAUUAUGAAGAUAAUGUUCUAAGCAACAGGGAAAGAAAAUGGCAUUAGUUAAAAUUGUCUUGCUUAAUGAAUCUUUCUUCAAAGAAUAAUAAUCUUUCUUCAAAAACCAGUUUCUCGAGAUUAAUUUGUGUUAUUUGUGCGUUCUGUGAUUUUAAAAAUUGUCAUUGGAAAACCUGUUUCUAUAUGAAGAUCACAGUUUCUAUAUCAGGUGUUGUUUGGGCUUAUCCUAUACCUAAUUUGGAAUCAGUUAAAAACCAGUUUCUGAGAUUACAGUUUCUAUAUUACUUAGAAUUGAUGCAGGUGUUGUUUGGGAUCCUCAGAUUUUUGGUUUGUGAGGUGUUUUAAUGUUCAGGUUUAGCACGUGAGAUUCAGGUUAAUCUCCUUCUUCCCUGUUGUUGGUUCUUGACCCUACUGAAUCUCACGUGCUUAACCCUACUGAAUGAUAUAAAAGGAGAAACUGGUUUCAAACAUCAAUGUAAUGCACAUAUUUGAUCAUACCUAUUUUGGAAAUAUGUCAAAAACCAGUUUUUACAGAUUGAUUUGUGUUAUUUGUGCGCUUUGUGAUUUUUGGUGUGUGGGUGGUUUUAAGGUUAAGGUUGAGGUGUGUUACUGUUAGUUUGUAUGAAACUGGUUUUCAUGUUAAUUAUCAUGACUGUUUUUGUUGUUUUGUGUCUAAUGUUUAUUUUGUGGUUUGUUUUUUAUCAGAUGAUAAAGUCUCAUCCAUUGUCAAAAGGUUGAGCCUUCUAAGAAGGCUAAAGGGCGACCGAAAAAAGAUUCACGCAAAGCUAAAGUAUGUUUUAUGUUUUGUAUUGAAACCGAUUUUUAUUAAUUGUAUAUGUUUUCUUUUUUGGUUAUUACUAAACUGGUUUUAAUUUUUUUUUUUUAUGAAACUGAUGUUGUGUUGUUUUAUUUAAGGUUGACCAUGUUGUGGAACCUUUGAAAGCUCCAGGAUUAAGAAGAUCUCCACUGAAAAAUAAAGUAUUUAUUAAAUUUCACUGAAUCCGGUUUCGAAUUUAUUUUAUGUUUCAUUGUGGUUUGGUAUUUUUAUUGUGUUUAAAUUUUCCAAGUAUUUGUUCCUUGAAAAUUGUUUUUUAUCCUUUAUAUGUUUGUUUUUGGAUUUUAAUAUGUUAUAUAAAACUGGUUUUUUUUUGGUUUGUUUGUGUUUCUUUUUAUUUGUUCUGUUCUGUUUUGUUUAUGUUUAUUUUGUUUAUUUUUUCAGGAUGAUAAUCAAGAGGCUAAAGCCGAUGUUGCUGAUCAUGUUUCUCAGAAACACCGUUCUAAAAAAGUUAGUAAGAAGAAUACGAAUGUCCUUCCAGCUGCGAGUGAUGAUGAUUUUCAAACUGAGAAAGUUGUGGCAAAACCUGUUUCAAGCAAAAAAAAGAAAAGUUGUUAUUGAUGACGCUAGUGCGUCAAAGAAAAGAAAAUCUAAGGAUAUGGGGGACCAUUCUAAUUUGGAUAAAUUUUGUGAACCUAGUGUUGCUGAUGAUCCGAAGCUUGUUAAUGUUGCCAAGAAAGUCAAGAAGAAACCGGUUUCCAAAUCGCUCGGCAAGAAGAAGAGCGAGGCUCCUUCUGUUGACAUUCCUUUGGUAAUUUUUAUUUUCUUAAGAAACCGGUUUUUCAAUUUGUUAUUUUGCAUGUUUCAGGUUUUCUAUUUACAGUUUUAUUUUGAAUAUGUUUUUUUAUAAUAUAUAUGUUUUUAUUUUCAGCUUUAGUUUUUAUCUUUGUGGUGGGUAACCAGUUUUUGAUUUUUUUUUCUUUGCGUAUUUUUAAUUUCGAUUUUUAUAUUGUUUUUUCUCUCACAGGAAUAUUAUUUUAAACCUCAACUCUACAAUCCUUAUAAUGUCAUUGAUGAUAUCAAUGAGAACCUGUCAAAUGAUCAGAAGGAGUUGUUUCGCAAGUCUCCAUUUGGGCAUUUUCUUGAUGUGAGCAACUUUAACUAUCAGAUAUAGCUGAUUCAUCUCGUUCUUUUGCGGCAGAUUCAUACCGAAAGAGAUGAUGUCGAGCUUUGGUUCAAACUGGGAGAUAAGGCUGUUCGUUUCGGAAUUGAAGAGUUUUCCAUAAUAAUCGGUUUGGAUUGUACUAAAUCCUAUGACGUUGAUCUCUUCAAAUCAAAGAAGUUGCUUGCUUACAAGGAGGGUAUUUUUUGCAUGCAUGGGCUUACUGAGAAGCUUACGCUGAAGGAAGUUGCUAGUGUUUUCUUCAGUGGUGCGUUGAAAGACGACGAAGAUUAUGUGAAGAUAGCCCUUGUAUACUUCUUCGCUGGUUAUUUGUAUGGUUAUCCCCAAGGGAAAAAGAUUGACAACUUCAUCUUUGCUAUGGUUAAUGGGGAUGAUUACAUUGAAGUUUUUAAUCGGUUUGGAUGGAGGAAAUUAUUGUGGGAAAAGACUUUUCAUCACUUGAAGAUUGCAUUAAAAGAUGGGAACAACACCUUUGAACAGCUUGCUAAGAAGAAGAUGAUUGAGAAGGGUUACAAGCUUAAAGGCUUUCCUAUUGCAUUUCUUAUUUGGCUGUACGAGAUUAUCCCGUCUUUGUCUCCUCGAUUUUGCAAUAGAAUCAGCAACAAGAUUCCUCGCGUUCUGAAUUGGGAGAAUAGCCCUACAACGGAGUUUAGUGAGUUGAUUCAGGGUGUGUUCAACAAUCCGAAGAUUGUUGUAAAGGAUUUUGUUGCUUCAAGUGGUGAAAAAUCUCAAAGGCUUUUUUCUAAAUUCAAGCUUGAUCCUAAAUAUGUUCCGAAGAGGAUUGGUGGCGCUGUGUCUUCUGAUGAAGUAAAUGAUGAGGUCAAGGUAUUAAAAACCAGUUUCUGUUUGUAUUUCUUUUGUGUAUGUUUAUCAUUAGUUAUGUUCAUGUUUUUUAUGUAUACUAUUCAGGUAUCUCAUGGAAAGUUGGACCAGAUUUGUGCUGAAAUUACUUCUAUCAAAGAGUGCCAACAACAAAUUAAGGAUGGUAUUUCCAGCUUGAGGAUUGAGUUUUUGGGUGAAUUUGCUAAAUUAGCAGAAAUUAUCAAUGGAUUGAAGAAGAAGGAGAAUGAUGGAAGUUCUAAGGACUCUGAAUUUUUUUCAUCCCCUAUAAGAGAGGUAACUAGUUUCUUUUGUUUAGUGUUUUUUGAUUAUAGGUUUGUUGUUUGUGGUUUUAUUAUAGUUUUUUUAUCAUUUUGUUGAAACUAGUUUCUGUAUUGAAUGUCUUUUUAUAUUAUUUUACAUAACUGUUUGAAACAAGUUUCUGUUUUGGGUUUGGUUGAGAUACGUUUUUUCUGUUUAUUGGCACUGGUUUCUGGGUGGGGUUUAGGUCUCUGUUUUGUGUUUUUUUUUUUUUUUUUGUAAGAAACCAG